Molecule: messenger RNA, 3431 nt
Organism: Ylistrum balloti
Lineage: Eukaryota; Metazoa; Mollusca; Bivalvia; Pectinida; Pectinidae
Exons: 14
Coding region: 1-3360 (1119 amino acids)
Biological process (GO): signal transduction
Molecular function (GO): protein binding; calcium ion binding
Source: RefSeq, a predicted model, not a curated record
AUGACUCACCCUCUUCCUCAACUAGGUGACCGGAGACUGAAAUAUCCAAUUCCUGUCAAUGUUCCUUCAACAGAACGUUGGUUCUACCCAAACAUUUCACCAGCGGCAUCUACACUACUACUUUCCAUUUUUGGUGCUCAAGAAGAUAGCUAUAUUGUUCGCUACUCUGUGGAAACUCCUGGAUGCUGCGCUCUCAUUAUAAAGAAAAAUAACUGGAUAGUUGCCAUCAAGAUUAUACACAAACAUGGUUUUUAUUGUCUGAAGGGAGGGGAGGACAGUUCAGAAAGGUUCCGUAACCUGGACAAAUUGAUGGAAUAUUAUGAUCAGAACCCUAUUUUCACCUCGAGAGGGGCCCUACACUGCAAACCAUACACAAUAAGGCAUGAGUUUAUAGCUGAUAAGUUGCCUAAGUGUACUCAACAUCCAUGGGCACCACUUUUGGUAGGGAAUAACCAAGAUGAGCUACUCUGUUUAAUUUGCUCUGAAAAAGUGGAAAGACAUAUCAUUGCGAAGAUGAAACUUGAAGGAUAUCGCAAGAUUUUCAGUUGCUUGGAUUCCGAGAACUUUUCUGUUGGUCUUCUAACAGAAAGCAGUGUAAAAUCUCUUCUCUAUGACAAAGGUGUGCCGGAAGAUGCUGUCUCCAAAAUCUGGGAGCUUGCUGAUGUAGAUGGCGACAGUUUCCUGGAUGAAGACGAGUUUUGUUUAGCCAUGUACCUUGCAGAUUUAGCACUAUCUUACAAAAUGUUGCCACAGGGUCUUCCUCCAACACUGAUGCCACCAUAUGGAGUUGAAGAAGAAAAAAAUUUACCAGAAGAGAUCCUGCAGAUGGACCAGCGCUCCAUAAGACUGUAUCGAGAGUGUCUUGAAGAUCAGGAGGAGGCUGACUAUCACAUUAGGGUGGUCGUGAUUGGUCAAACAGGGGUUGGUAAGACAACACUGACGCACAAUCUCCUGAAGCCAUCGGGAAUGAGACCAUCUGAGAAAACCAUGAGUACGGAUGGAGUUGAAAUUCACAACAGUUUUGUGUCCCUCAGUGAUAACAGCUGGAUAACAGACGACUCUGAAAUGAAGAAAGCAAACAAAUCCCAUGAUGCAAAACUGAUAAAGUUGUUUCGUAGUUCAGCUUCUCUGGAAAGUGAACCGUCAUCCACUUCCUUGGAGGUAGAUGAAGACGUAGAGGAUGACUUGACAGGUGAUGACCAGACAUAUGUAUCGCCAGAAAGUGCUUCCAAAUCUGAUGAUAUCAGCUUCACUCUUGAUGAUUCUGACACUGUUGAUGCUCCUACAGGGACAGUUACUGGAGUUAGGUCCCCUUUACAUAUUGUCACAGAUUCAUUGUCAGCAUGCAAAGAGUUUCUGCAAACAGUUCACUCGUUUGAGAAAGCAAAAUUAAGACCAAGCACUCCUGCCAUGGACCAGGGUCAAGCUAAAGGUGACCCUUUCUUCAACACUGUGAGAAAUCUUGUGAUGUCAAAUAAAGAUUCUGUUGCAGAUCUGGAAGAUUCAAACUACGGAGAACUGUCUGUAUGGGACUUUGCUGGUCAGUUUGUCUUCUACACAACUCAUCACACUUUCCUGACCCCUCGGGCGGUGUAUCUUCUUGUAACUAGACUUGAUCAAAACAUCAACGACCCUGUAGACAAUGAUCAGUGUGCUCUCGACAUCACUGGCUGCAGGGUAUUGAAAAUCAGAGAUUUAAUAUCCUAUUGGAUGAACUCUGUCCACACCUACAGCCAAAGUGCUGAGCACCUGCCACCUGUGAUACUUGUGGGAACACACCUGGACAAAGUUGAGGGAGAUGUUGAAAAGAAGACAAAAUCCUACUUUGAGGAGCUGAGGAAAUAUCUGUUGGAGAAGCCCACUUCUCGUCAUCUGAUUGACCAAGACUUUACAGUUUCAAAAACACCCAAUGAACUAGACAUUGAAUGCCUACAACAGAAAAUUGUGGAACUUGCCUCAAAGCAGAAAUACUGGGGAGAGAAAAUUCCUGCCAGAUGGAUUGCUCUGGAAAAAGUCAUGAUGGAACAAAAACUGAAAGGAGUUAGUGUACUGUCCUAUGAAGAGGUUGUAGAGCUGGACAAAAAGACCGGAGUUCCAAUCCAUGACCAAGAGAAACUUGAUCUAUUUCUUCGGUUCCAGCAUGCCAUUGGAAAUAUAAUCUACUUCAGUGAAGGAUGUCUAAGGAACCACAUAGUUCUCAAUCCACAAUGGCUAAUAGAUGCCUUCAAAUGUAUCAUUACAGCUCGUCAAUUUUGCAUUGAGAACCCAGCUUUGGUGCAGCAUUGGGAUGCCCUCAACAGCACUGGAAGGCUUCACCAGUCUAUGGUAGAAGAAAUUUUCAGAAAAGAUGCCAGGUUCUGUCCACUCAAAGAACAUGUACUGGGUCUGAUGGAACGUCUUGAUAUCUUAAGCCGCCCAUCUGUUUAUGAAGAUGCUGAAAAGAAUCACCCAACAUUACAGGAGUUCUACUUUGUGCCAUCAUUGCUGCAGGACAAACUUACCGAUUGCCUCUUGAAUCGCUACAUCUGUCGCACAAACAGAACCCCUUUUCUAUGUUUUGUCUUCAAAAACAAUUUCCUGCCACCUGCUGUGUUCCAUCGCCUCCUUGCUGCUUGUCUCUCUAAAUACCCAGUGGCAAAACAGGGAAACCAACUCCUGAUGUUCUGUGGCUGUGGCAUCUUUGAUCUGAAUCAUGGACUAACACGUCUUGUGGUGGCUUUCUAUGACAACAUCAUUCAAAUUGGACUUUUUAGAUACAGUGAGAAAAACCUUGCCCCAGAAGCUUCUCUUUGUGAAUCUGUGCAGAAAUUUGUAACAGAGACCCUGAAGCGUGUCCUUGGUCGAUACUGUAUGAACCUACCAUUCACACUGAGCUUGAAGUGUGAACAAAGUCAACUGUUGUCUAAUGAGGGCCUACUGUCUGUGGAAGACCUGACAUCAGGAGGGGACAAGAUAGUGUGUCAUGGCCAUGACACUAAAAGUCAUAUAAUCGACAGGCAGCGUCACCUACAGUCUUGGUUUCCAGAUAAGAUUCCAAGUACUGACACCAAUCUUGAUGGCAUAUGUGAUCAGUUCACAUCGGUCAGCUUUGGACACCUGGAUACCAUUCCAGAGGAUGCAGAACUCAAUCGGAUUUCUGCAAAAAUUGGGAAAGAAUUUGAAACUCUUGCUGGUUUUUUGGGAUUGGAUAAUGCAGAGAUCUUCCAGAUUCGAUCCAAUCAUCAGUUUGAUACCAGAUCACAGAUCUAUCACAUCUUAGUCCAAUGGAAACAGAAAUCAGGAAAGAACGCUACAUAUCAAUGUUUAGAAGAAGCUUUCAAAAAUUCUGACAUCAAUGUUGAUAUUCUCUCUGGACCAUAAAUCUCAGAUGAAAACGGAAAUGAGAAAGACUGCUACAUGAAUCAGUGCUAAGAAGAAGCUGAUUUUUAUUG